Ipomoea triloba (trilobed morning glory) is the source of this 3619-nucleotide messenger RNA. RefSeq lists its product as uncharacterized. The record is from RefSeq and is a predicted model, not a curated record. Lineage: Eukaryota; Viridiplantae; Streptophyta; Magnoliopsida; Solanales; Convolvulaceae. Bases 913 to 3345 code for a protein of 810 amino acids. The transcript has 15 exons. Gene Ontology annotation, molecular function: glycosyltransferase activity.
GUACAAACAAACAAAGCGUGUCAACAAUCAAGUAUCAAUCCUCCAAUUUCAUUGAAGAGAUUUCCAGGAUGAAGAACCUUGCGGGUCUUACAAAAAUGGAAAAUCUACAAGAGAUUUCUCGAAUUGCCCAAUCUACCCUUCGGCAAGGGCAUUUCUCCGUCAUUAUAACGGCAGUCAUCUUCACUGUUCACGUCUUUUGGUUCAAUUCCAUUUUCCAGCCUAAAACCUUGGCGGCUUCUAUUUAAAGAUUGUGACUUUUGCUGUGUGCACAUGCAUGGAAUGGAUGUAUAUUAUACAUGUAUUUAUUAUGUAAUAUAUAUUUUUUUAUGGGACCAGUUCGGUAACAGAUUGUCAGCUGCAUUUCAAUAGAUCCGAGUCAGGUCUACGGGCUCACAUUCACCAGCUUUCUUCAAUGUUCAUGCUUUUUGAUAUCUUUUGCUUGCAUUUUUAGUCUCUGAACAAUCUCAGCUGGUCUACUUGGUUGCCUUUUGCCUUUUUCAUUUUAGAAAGGAUAUGUGUGUAUGAAGAAUUGUUGUUUGACCAAUUUGUUGUGUAAUUCUUCAUAAAGUUUACUUCUUUUUUGGUCCCCUUCUAGUUCUAGAUUAAAAGCUUGUGAGUUUUUAUUGCCCCUGUGAUGUAUAGAGGCUUACAUUUUUUUUAGUAGGUUUAUUUGAGCUUUGUUUGUUUUCUGGUGAUACCUCUUUAAUUUGGAGAACUGAAUUGCUUUUCUCAAGCUUACUUAUUAGUUCCUUAAACUGUAACAGGGAUUGUGAAUUUGGGAAGGUCGACAAAGCUGUUGAUUUACAGCUAGUGGCCUAAGAACCAUGAGUUGAAAAGGGUCGUAUCGGUUAAUGCAAAUUAAGAACUUGGUUUGAGACAAGUUAAAAGCGGAAGUCAGUAAUUUGGGAGAUCAUGUUCUCUUUCCAGAAAAGAUGUUCAUGGUCCCUAGUGGCAAGUGGUGCUUCAUUUGUGAUCUUGGUUUCAGUUGUUCACUUAUUCCUAUACCCUGUCGUUCCUUCUCUGGACUAUUUUAGUACAAAUUCUUGUCUCCCAAUUAAUGGGUCAAGUGCAGUGGAUGAUAGAGCUUCCCAAGAUAACAAGACAAUCGAAGAUAGAAUGUAUGUGACACUAGUCAAUGGGACUUCUAAAGGAAGCCCGCCUCCUAUGCUUGAUUUAAAUGCAGAAUUUCCUGAAGAUUUACAUAAUGCUGUGGUCUACCGUGGUGCUCCAUGGAAGGCUGAAAUUGGCCGGUGGUUAGCUGGUUGCGAUGCAAGAAAUGCAUCAGUGAAAAUAGUUGAGCAAAUCGGCAGCAAGAGCUGCAAUAAUAGUUGCAGCAGUCAAGGCGUUUGCAAUCAUGAUCUGGGUCAAUGUCGCUGCUUUCAUGGUUUCAGUGGUGAAGGAUGUUCAGAGAGGCUGGAGUUGAAGUGCAACUACCCCGAGUCAAAAGAGCAACCUUAUGGGCGAUGGGUUGUAUCAAUUUGUCCAGCACAUUGUGACACAACAAGAGCAAUGUGUUUUUGUGGGGAAGGCACAAAAUACCCAAAUCGUCCUCUUGCAGAGGCAUGUGGCUUUAAGAUCAACCCCCCAUCUAAACCCGGUGACCACCCUAUGACUGAUUGGACAAAAGCUGAUCCAGAUGUCUUCACUACCAAUACUAGCAAACGAGGAUGGUGCAAUGUGGAUCCUGAUGAAGUAUCUGCUUCCAAGGUGCUCUUCAAAGAGGAGUGCGAUUGUAAGUAUGAUGGACUUUGGGGCAGAUUCUGUGAGGUGCCUGUUUCGAGCACUUGUAUCAAUCAAUGCUCUGGGCAUGGGCUAUGCCGAGGUGGAUUUUGUCAGUGUCAUACUGGUUGGUUUGGGGCAGAUUGUAGUGCUCCCUCUGUUCUGUCCUCCAUUGGAGACUGGCCAAAGUGGCUUCGACCAGCCAAAAUAAACAUUCCAGAUAAUGCGAAUGCCACAGGGAAUCCUGUUAAUAUUGAAGCUGUCGUGGAGAAGAGAAGGCCACUCAUCUAUGUUUAUGAUUUGCCCCCAGACUAUAACAGUCUUCUCUUGGAGGGACGCCAUUUUAAACUGGAAUGUGUAAACAGAAUCUAUGAUUCAAAUAAUGCUACAAUAUGGACAGAUAUGCUGUAUGGUGCACAGAUGGCACUUUACGAAAGUAUAUUAGCCAGCCCUCAUCGAACAUUGAAUGGCGAAGAAGCAGAUUUUUUCUUUGUUCCAGUUCUUGAUUCCUGCAUUAUAACUCGUGCUGAUGAUGCCCCUCACUUGUCCAUGGAGGAGCACAACGGCUUGAGGAGCUCUCUUACUCUGGAGUUAUAUAAGAAGGCUUAUGAUCAUAUUCAAUCAGAGUACCCUUACUGGAACCGUUCAUCAGGCAAAGAUCACAUAUGGUUCUUUUCAUGGGAUGAAGGUGCUUGCUAUGCCCCUAAGGAAAUUUGGAACAGCAUGAUGCUAGUCCAUUGGGGCAAUACAAACUCAAAGCAUAAUCGUUCAACAACAGCAUAUUGGGCAGACAAUUGGAAUUCAAUUUCGUCUGACCGAAGAGGAAAUCACUCAUGCUUUGACCCAAAUAAGGAUCUUGUACUUCCAGCUUGGAAGCUACCUGAUGGAGGUUCUCUGAAAGCUAAACUUUGGGCUAGGCCACGGGAGGCGAGGAAGACACUAUUUUAUUUUAAUGGCAAUCUUGGACCAGCUUAUGAUAAUGGGAGGCCUGAAGCUACGUAUAGUAUGGGCAUAAGGCAGAAAGUGGCUGAAGAAUUUGGAUCGAGCCCUGACAAGAAAGGUAAGCUUGGCAAGCAGCAUGCAAAAGACGUUAUUGUGACCUCAUCACGUGCUGAGAAUUACCAUGAGGAAUUGGCUAGUUCUGUCUUUUGUGGGGUUAUGCCUGGCGAUGGGUGGAGUGGACGGAUGGAAGAUAGUAUUUUGCAAGGGUGCAUUCCUGUAGUCAUUCAGGAUGGUAUAUACCUGCCGUACGAGAAUGUCCUUAACUAUGAAAGCUUUGCAGUUAGGAUACGCGAAGAUGAAAUUCCAAAUUUGAUGAACAUUCUCCGGAGUAUAAACGAGACAGAAGUAGAAUUCAAAUUGGCAAACGUAAAGAAACUCUGGCAGAGAUUCUUUUAUCGCGAUUCCAUUUCCCUCGAAGCUGAGAGACAAAAGGAUGCGUCUGGGCGCAUCGAUGACUGGGCCGAGCAGCUUUCACAGCUAAGUGAAGACGAUGUCUUUGCCACAUUCAUACAGGUGCUGCACUACAAGCUACACAACGAUCCUUGGAGACGAUUAGUUCCUCAGAGGAAAAAGGAAUUCGGAUUGCCUGGAGAAUGCUUAAUGAGAACAUUGGAGAAUGCUUAAUGAGAACAUGAUGUAUACAGAAAACGUUAGAACACAGACAGCAGCUAAGGCAUAAGAAUGCCAACUGCAGGAGAUGUAAAGGGAGCCACAAGAAGGCCAUACAAUUUUGGCGAAAAUACAAAUUUUUCUAUGGAUAUGAUAUAUCCUUGUGUAACAGCAUUGCAUUGCAAAAUUACAUUCUUUUAUAGACAUGUAAAUCUGUUGGCACCAGGUGACAAAUCAGUUAUAUUAAAAAGUGAAAAAUUAGUUGAUAUAUAUUUCAAUUAUAGUUGCA